GGAACAUUAGCGGGGCGCAGGGAUACGACGGAGCCGCGCGUCGCUAGCAGGUGCACACAACGCAGGGGAACGACAUAACACGGGAGGAGCGAUGCCGUAGACGAGCAUAUGGUGUUCUCCAGUUACAGACGACGGAAGAGAAACGUCCCGCCACAAACCGCAAGGCCCCGCCACAGAAUAAUGUCACGAGCUCAUGCCAUCGGCUGACCUUCUGUCUCUGAGGUGACUGUGUUCUCUGCAUAUUGAAGUCAUUCACUCUAAUACCAACAAAAUGUCAGGGACCUACACACCGGCUCCCGGUGGGCCCUUCUCCGCCCUCACUCCAAGUAUGUGGCCUCAGGACAUUUUGGCCAAGUACCAUCAAAAAGGCUCAUUGGAGCAGCCUGAACUCCAAUACGAUGAGUUUGGCUUCAGAGUGGACACUGAAGACGGCGGGGAGUCCAGGUCCUGGCUGGGCACUGAGGGCUCACCCCAGCGUGAAGAUCCCCAGCAGCGGUUGCGCUGGCAAGCCCACCUGGAGUUCACCCACAACCACACGGUGGGUGACCUGACCUGGGAGCUCAUUGAUCCCGUCCUUCCACGCUCCGAGCGUCUGCGUUCCUUGGUGCUCGGGGGCAUACCUCACAGCAUGAGGCCACAGCUUUGGAUGCGGCUGUCUGGAGCUCUGCAGAAGAAGAGGACCGCUGAGAUCUCCUACAGAGAAAUCAUCAAGAACAGCUCCAACGAGGACUCCUCCACAGCUAAACAGAUAGAGAAGGACCUGUUGCGGACUAUGCCAACCAAUGCGUGUUUCAAUACCCUGACCUGUGUUGGUGUGCCGCGGCUGAGGCGGGUACUGAAGGGCCUGGCCUGGCUCUACCCCGACAUCGGUUACUGUCAGGGUACCGGGAUGGUGGUUUCCUGUCUGCUGCUUUUUCUUGAGGAGGAGGAUGUCCUGUGGAUGAUGUGUGCCCUGAUUGAAGACCUCCUCCCUCCAGCCUACUUCUCCUCCACUCUGCUGGGCGUCCAAACGGACCAGAGGGUUCUUCGCCAGCUCAUUAUUCAGUACCUACCAGCCCUCGACCGCCUCCUGCAGGAGCAUGACAUAGAGCUGUCGCUGAUCACAUUGCAUUGGUUCCUGACAUCAUUUGCCAGUGUGGUGGACAUCCGUCUGCUUCUCAGGAUUUGGGAUCUCCUCUUCUACCAGGGCUCACUGGUGCUCUUUCAGGUCACACUGGGGAUGCUCAAAAUCAAGGAGGAGGAGCUCGUAUCAUCAGAGAACUCUGCUUCCAUUUUUAACACUCUGUCGGACUUGCCGAGCCAGCUGAGAGAUGGGCCUGCGGUUCUUGGGGAAGCUAUGAGACUUGCAGGGACGCUGUCCCAGGAAAAUCUGGAUGCCCACCGACACAAGCACCAAGCCUACAUCCUGAACGAGCAGGCACAGCUCAACAACGGAAACAACACAACACUCAACACAAAUCUCAACAAGGUGGUGAGAAGACAGUCGCUGCGCAGGAAGUCCACACUGAGCUCGCUGUUGUUUGGGGAGGAUGAGGCCGAGGCUCUAAAAUCCAAGAACAUCAAGCAGACCGAGCUGGUGGCUGCCCUGCGAGAGGCGAUAACCCGCACUGCAGAGCACUUCCACUGUUUGGACCCCCGUCACUCCAGUACUGACUUGACUCCGGACUACUCCAUGGAGAGCCACCAGCAAGAUCACGAAAACUUCCUGGUUGUUUCCCGCACCCGGCGGAGACGGGCAAAGGCUUUGCUGGAUUUUGAGCGACACGACGACGACGAACUGGGCUUCAGAAAGAACGACAUCAUCACCAUUAUCUCACAGAAGGACGAACACUGUUGGGUUGGGGAGCUCAACGGCCUCAGAGGCUGGUUUCCAGCAAAGUUUGUGGAGAUCCUCGAUGAAAGAAGCAAAGAGUACUCAUUAGCAGGUGAUGACUCUGUGACCGAGGCAGUGACAGACCUGGCCAGGGGCACACUGUGUCCGGCCCUGAAGGCCAUCUUUCAGCAUGGUCUCAAGAAACCAUCUAUACUGGGAGGGCCCUGUCACCCUUGGUUAUAUAUAGAGGAGGCGGCCAGUAGGGAGGUAGAGAGGGACUUCAACUCAGUCUACUCACGACUGGUGCUGUGUAAAACUUACAGAUUGGAUGAAGAUGGGAAAGUACUAACACCAGAGGAGCUGCUAUACAGAGCGGUUCAGGCAGUCAACAUGAGCCACGACUCGGCACAUGCUCAGAUGGACGUCAAGUUUAGGUCUCUCAUCUGCGUCGGCCUCAAUGAGCAGGUGCUACACCUAUGGCUGGAGGUGUUGUGUUCCAGCAUGGCUGCCGUAGAGAAAUGGUAUCAUCCCUGGUCGUUCCUUCGCAGUCCAGGAUGGGUCCAGAUCAAGUGUGAGCUCAGGGUCCUGUCAAAGUUUGCCUUCAGUCUCUCCCAGGAUUGUGAGCUACCCGACAAGAAAGAGGAGAAGGAGCAGAGACCGUUGAAAGAGGGCGUGCAGGACAUGUUGGUGAAACAUCACCUCUUCAGCUGGGACAUUGAUGGCUAAACACAGCAAAAAAAACCAACCAAAAAACCAAACGGCUGAAUCUGACCCUGUCUUGUGCGUCUGUUUAUAUUCGAUGUCUCUUCACUUGUUUCUUACAGACUGUCCAUCAUAAACCCGACACUAGUGUCUGCUACACUGUGACUGCUUCUGUCACAUCACCUCUCGGCGUUGAAUAUCGACGACAGCCUGACAAUGAGGACCUAAGCUGUCUUGUCACCAUAAAGAUCGACUGGUCUGUAAGAGCUGAGGCGCGUGUGCAUUAAGGUGCAUACUUAAUUUUUUAAUUCAGACCCAGUAUAGGACGUAAGUAAAACACUCCUCUAGUACAGAAACAGUCUGGACUUACUGAAGAACUCACUACACUGGCCACUGACUGUGUUGGAGACGUGCGGUCCGCUCUCUCUUGUCAUUGGUCGUGUCUGCGUUAAAUGCAGCACCAGGUGAUCACAAACACCGGGCCUUUUCAAACAUGGUCCCAAACUCCACAUCACCCUGUAAAUUUCCCCAAAAACCAAACGAAGAACAUUCCUGAACAUGGAGGUUUGUACAGCUACUGAUUAUUUUUAGAGAAACGCUACUUCCUUCAAUAUCAUGAAAUACCCAAAACAUUUCAUUAGAUACUAAUGUUGCACACACCAAGUAAAGCCUUUUCAAAUUGUGAUACAAGACUAUGGCUACGUGUGCUACCGGAACAGUGGUAGUGUGCAGUCUACACUUGUAUGACAUAUUGUAAAUGAAGCAGAUGUUUUGUGUUACGAUCUAUACAUAUAUACGUGUGUGUGUAUAUACAGAGUGGGGUCCAGCAGUCAAUUUUUUUUGUGUGUUUAAACACAUUUGUCAUUUGUGACUGAAUGUAUCCUUGCUAGCUAAAAUUAUUGUAUUGUAAUCAUUUUUCAUUUCCAGUUUUCUGACUGGCUCUAAUCUAAAACUGCACAUUCAUAAUGAAACAGGGAUCGCCUGUUACUUACUACAUCAAUUGUAUUAUAAGCUGUGGACCAUGAGUGGGUACUUGAGAGGGUUGAUGUGUCAACAAAACUAAAUAACUUUAUUUUGUUAUGCACAGGAAACGAAGAUUUAUGUUCACUUGUUAACCUGGUAAAUGUUUGGAUACUUGCUACAUACAGUAAUAAUGUUUGUUUUAUUGGUUGUUAUUCUUGGCAAACUAAUUCGAUCUCGCAGGUGCAAAACUUGAAACUGUUUUGUUAUUUCAUUGGAAAUUGUUUUUUCACUUCAAUUAUUUUGAAUCUUUCCCAUAUGCGCAAAAUAUAAUCAUCUUAGUUUCUAGUUUUACAUGAUUGGAGCUAUUGUAGCCUGUGUAAAUCACAAUAUACUGUAACUACUCAAAAGUAGUUGCAGUAUACUUGAGAAAAAGAACCUGAUAAAUAUUUGAAAACCCAUCCAUCCCUACUCCAGUUGAAGGUAAAUUAUUUUUUUUCCCACACUUAAAGUUUAUGUAAUAAAUACUUUAAUACACAAUCAGAAUAUGUUAAAAUGAUGCAGAUGUUUAAGAAGCGGCAAUGUUGAAAAGGUUCAGUAAAGCCUGUUUAUUAAUGUUCAGCUUUUUUUUAGCGGCAAAGUGUUUCAAAUGUCACAACACGUGUACAACAACCGGCCGUAACGCAUGGGGUUACUAGAGUUACAAGUUUCACCGCAAGUACUGCAUGUCUUCAAAUCAUGAACAACUGUUGGCGUGACGAGAUUAUGUGCUGUAUUUAUUUGUACUAACACUAGAAGUAUAAGGUGAAAAAUGGAUGACGGACAGUGGAAGCAUUAAUCCAAGAGCGCGGAUGAGAGUAGGUGGAACAAUCUUAAGACCAUCUAAAAGUCUCAUCAUCUGCAUGUAUGCUGAAUAAAUAACUGACAAUUAUAAAA
Molecule: messenger RNA, 4411 nt
Organism: Scophthalmus maximus (turbot)
Lineage: Eukaryota; Metazoa; Chordata; Actinopteri; Pleuronectiformes; Scophthalmidae
Gene: sgsm3
Product: small G protein signaling modulator 3
Exons: 21
Coding region: 272-2539 (755 amino acids)
Molecular function (GO): protein binding
Source: RefSeq, a predicted model, not a curated record